CCUGCCAACUAAUGUUUAGUCGUUGUUAGUCGCCGUAGACGUCACGUUGUAGUCUCUUCCAAAGUAAAAAAUUGGAAUAUAUUAUUUUUUUUAGAUAAAAUUUAAAAUAAAUUACGAUCUACCAAGUAAAAGGUUUUUUAAGUUUAUUUAUACCAUUUAAUCUUUAUCGACGAAAUAAUCACCUAAGCUAGGAUCAUCAAUAACGAAUUACGAAAUGGAAUUUAAUGUGAUAGAAUCCAAAAAUGAAACUUGGAACCCAUUAAAUCAGGAUCUCGAUAUAGGAGAAACUUUAAUAAAUAUUUUGAACGAAGUGCGUUCUUUGAAAAAACAAUCUGAGAAAAGGGACGAGGAAAAUAAACAGCUAAUACAAACACUAAAAAGAGAGAUGCAACAGCUAAAAUCUGAAAUAAGGGCACUAAAUACAAAUGUAGAUCCUGAAUUCGAGCAUUUACCUAAGUUGCCAAUAAAUACAAUGGAGGAUUUGAAAGAAUUUGACGAUAAACUGCCAUUAGACGAUGAACUGAGAAGUGAAUUAAAAAAAUUUAUACAAAGAUUCGAUGGCAAAGAUUAUGCAGCAUUUUUGAGAACAGGUUUAAGAGCAAUAUUAACAGAUGAGUUGGCGGUAAAUUUGACAUGGCGUGGAACACAAGAAAAACCCAGUAUACAAACGUUUACAGUUUUUGUGCUUUUAAGAGAUAUUUGUCAAUUGAAAUAUCCUCAUAUAAAUCAAAUGGAAAUCAAUCGUGUAUGCCAACAACAUGUUCUACACGCUAAAGAUAGAAUUUCAAAAAGGAAAUCUGCAGUUGAACAACCCACAACACCUACUUUUACUGGCUAUAGUCAUACCAUUAGGCCUAUGCCACCUGAUCUUCAAGAACCUAUUCCCUCGCCACCUUCACCACCAGUCAAUUUACCCAGUCUGCCCUUCAAAACUUUGCAAAAUUUAGAAGAAUUCGAUGACCAACUGCUGGAAAAUACUAAAUUAAAAAAAGUCCUGAAACAAUAUGUAAAUAAAAUCAGUGCCAAGGAUUAUGCUCAUUUUGUGCGUGGCGCCUUUAGAGCAGUAAUGACAGAUAAGGUAGCAAUGGAUGUAACUUGGCGCGGUACAAAAGAUAAGCAGAGUAUUCAAGAAUUUACAACUUUUGUGGUUAUUAGAGAUGCCUGCCGUGCAAAAUUUCCUAAAGUAACUAAUUCGGAUAUUAGUAAAGUUUGUCAACAGUAUUUUCUUCAUGCUAAAGAUAGAUUAAAAAAGAAGUCGAGGUUUUCAUUACUUGAAUAAUAUAAUAAUAAAAAAAUAAGUACUAUAGUUUGAUAUUUUAAUAACAAUAAAUUGAAAAGAAUAAAA
Messenger RNA from Lucilia sericata (common green bottle fly), 1345 nucleotides. RefSeq lists its product as uncharacterized. The record is from RefSeq and is a predicted model, not a curated record. NCBI's taxonomy places the organism in Eukaryota, Metazoa, Arthropoda, Insecta, Diptera, Calliphoridae. The transcript is spliced from 7 exons. The coding region runs from base 215 to 1279 and encodes 354 amino acids.